Molecule: messenger RNA, 1737 nt
Organism: Trichosporon asahii var. asahii CBS 2479
Lineage: Eukaryota; Fungi; Basidiomycota; Tremellomycetes; Trichosporonales; Trichosporonaceae
Exons: 8
Coding region: 1-1737 (578 amino acids)
Source: RefSeq, a predicted model, not a curated record
AUGUUCUGCCUCACUAGAGACAAGCCAAUCCGCCUCCCGGAUGACGAUGCUGACGACCUGCUUGACCAGAUCUACGCAGACUGCGAGAAGGAGAAGGGCUCUCUGCUCGCUGACCGCCCUGGGGAGGAUGAAAUGCAGCAGCGUCUCGCAGACCUACGGAAGCAAGUAACGUCAGCCGGCCUCGACUGGUACGAGGAUGAACACCAAAGCGAAGAGGUCGCCGACAGCGAGAAGCGCCGCGAGUACAUCUCCAACUUCUCCGGAUCGGCGGGCACCGCCCUCAUCCCCUCAUCCAAACUGGACGCCAAAGCUCUCCUCUUCGUCGACUCUCGCUACUGGGUACUGGCCGAGAAGGAGGUGCCCAAGAAGGGCUGGGAGGUCAAGCGUGUCGGUGCGUCCGGCGGUAGUGGACGCUCGGCAGUCGUCGGCGGAUGGGUCGACUAUGUUGCAGAGUUAGUCACCCACGUGCAGCGAACGUUGACUUCAGGUCUCGCGAACUCUGUCAACGCCCAGCUCGCUCCGGGCUCGACCACUCUCAAUGCCGUGAAGGAGAACCUCGUCGACAAGAUUCAUACGCCACCUGCUCGCUCUACUGAGCCGCUGACGGAGUACCCUACUUCUCUUUCGGGAGAGUCGACGUCUUCGAAGAUCGCUCGUAUGCGCAAGGUUCUCGCAGCUCGCGCCCGCUCCGACAGCUGGGUCUACCUGCUUCCCUCGCUGCCGACGAUUGCCUGGCUGCUGAACUAUCGUUGCGUCGGAGACAUCCCGUAUCUCCCUGUUGCCUUUGCGUACGCUGCACUCACCCAUGACGCGUGCGUCAUCUUCGUCGACAGCGAGAAGCUAGAGGAUGAGGCGUUGAAGAAGGACUGGAAGCAGGCAGGCGUUGAAACUCGUGACUAUGGCAUUGACGAGGUCGAGAAGUUCGUUCAGACCUAUGUCAAGAAGAGCGGCGAUGAUGCCAAGUCGAAGGUCCGCAUUCUGGCCAGCGAUGAGAGCAGUUGGGCGCUUAUCAAGGGCUGCAAGCCUACUCUGCCGUGCCCCAUCCAGGACGCCAAGUGUCUGAAGAAUGAGACCGAGCUCGAGAACUUCCGCAAUGCCUACCUCCGAGAUGGUCGUGCCAUGGUCCGCUGGUUCUCCUUCCUGGAGCAGAAGCUCGUCAAGGAGGAGAAGAAGAUUGGAGAGUGGACCGCCGCUGCGGUCUUGCUUCGAUACCGCCGCCAGGAGGACAUGUUUGCUGACUCUGGACCUCAGUACCUCGACGCCACCAUCGACACAACGCGCACCUGGUUCUUCGGCAAGCAGCCCGAUGAUUACAUGAAGCGUGCCUACACCCGAGUGCUGCAGGGACACAUCGCCGUCGCUACCGCGACCUUCCCUCUCGGCGCGGAUGCUGGUGGUCUGGGCACCUUCUCGCGCAAGUUCCUCUGGGACAUCGAGCCCGGCUUCUACCUCGAGGGUCGAUGGGGUAUGCGCAUUGAGUCGGUGUACAUCUGCAAGGGUGUCGAGUACGAGUACAACGGACCGAACUGGCUGUCGUUCGAGCCGGCGACGCGCGUUCCGAUCUGCACCAACCUGAUCGACUGGUCUCUGAUGACGAAGGAUGAGCAGCGCUGGGUGAACGCGCACAACACGAUGGUGCAGGAUGCGCUGCUGCCACUGCUCGAGGAUGAUCUUGACAAGGAGGCGCGCGAAUGGCUGAAGCGCGUGUGCAAGCCCAAGAUCAUCUGGCCGUGGUAA